AUGGAAAUUGGUUCUGGUGUAGCUGCACUACCUUCAAUGACUGCUUUGCGUUGUGGAGCUUCUAAAGUUGUAAUUACUGAACAAUCACAUUUGGACAAAGCAUUCACGUCAAUCCGAAACAAUUUGGAAAAGAAUUUUGAUGCCUCCCUUAUCGAAAAUUGUGUCUACUUGCUGGGUUUUGAUUGGCAAAAUCCAGAAAUUGGAAUUACUGAGUUACUCGAAAAAUCAAUUCAAGUUGAUUAUCUUUUUGGCUCUGAUGUAUUUUAUGAUCCCUGUGUUUUUGAAAUUUUAAUAAAAACGCUGAGACGGCUAUUUGAUCUUUUCCCUUUAAUGGAAUUUUAUUUUUCCUACCAAAUACGAGAGUAA
Meloidogyne enterolobii is the source of this 366-nucleotide messenger RNA. Lineage: Eukaryota; Metazoa; Nematoda; Chromadorea; Rhabditida; Meloidogynidae. The record is from the annotation of a GenBank genome assembly.